UUAAAGAUAAAUUAAUGAUUAUAUUAAAGUAUUUGAUUAAUUAUUAAUCAUUUAUAAUUUAUAUUUUUCUGACAUUUUCACACAUUAUUUUAUUAUAGAAUUUAGAAUAUAAAUUUAAAAAUAUAGUUUAUAAUUUUUGGUACUUUUUUUACUUACACUUAUCGGUUAAGUCUUAACCGGGACUUUGGGAGGGUCUAACGGGACGACCGGGACCAAAGUCAUAUACUGGUGUCAUGUCCCGGUAUACCGGGACGUUUGGCAACCCUAUUUUAGGUGUACCUACUUAAUUUCUUAGGUGAUUAGUUUGACUGAUCUGUGUUCAAUAUUGAUUGUAUGCAAUAUUCUUAACUCUUCUUGUUUAGGUAUUUAACUAGUGAAACAGUAGUCGCUAACAAUUGUAUUCAUUAUUUAAUUCUAUAAUAUUAUGAUGUAUCUACAUUGUACAUUACCUAUACAAAUUAUUUUUGUUUUAUACAUUUUCUUUUUUUAACUUAAUGCACAGUUCAAUAAGUGAUGACAUUUUUUUUGUUCUUGAAAUAUGAUAAUUUAAUUCAUUGCAACUUUUUUUAUUUUUAUUUAUUAUUUUCCAUUUUAUAUACAUGAUAUAAUAUUUUUUUGUUCAUAAUAUCCAUGUAUCAAUAAUAUAUUCGUUUGACCAUCAGUUUACAAUAAACUUAUGAUGGAGGAUAAGAAGAAGACCAAUGAGCAGAAACACGAGCAUAUCAGAAAUUACAAAAAUGAACUGAGUUUACUAUCUGAUGAGAAAGCAAAUGAGGUAGUAGGAAGAUCGCUUAAAAUGUAUUAUAUUAUAGAUAGUUUAAAACCUUCAAAUGUGUUUCAAUUCAAAAUCAAUGAGUAUGUUGAAGCUCAUAUGUUUGUAAUAGAUGACGAAGUUCAAAGGUUUUUAAAAAAACCAAAACCUUAUGAUGAUGAACUUACUGUUGAGUCUAUAUAUUCUGGAAUGGCGGGUAUUGCUUUGAUGUACAAAUUGUUUGCUAACAGAACACAUAACAGAGAUAAAACUAUUGAGGCUAAGUUGAUUAUCGAAAAAUGUAUAUCAAUAUUAAAUAAAAAUUCUGAUAGUGUAUCAUAUUUAACUGGGAAAUCUGGUAUAUUUGUUACGGCUGCUGAAAUUUAUCGAGAUCUCGGUGAUAUUGAAAAUGCAAAAAAAAUGAUUAAGAAAGUUUUGGAUUUGUUGCCAUUAGCAUUGAAUAAAAAACUGCCUGACAUUUUACUUUAUGGACGAGCUGGAUAUCUAUACUCUUUAUUAUUACUUAAAAAACUCGGAUGGGAAGACCCAGAUAGAGAUAGAUUGAUACGAAAAGUUGUUUCAGCGAUUUUACACAAUGGCAUAAAGACAUGUGAAAAAGAUAAACCAAAAAAAUCUACUCUCAUGUAUAAAUGUCACAACAAAAAAUACUUGGGGGCAGCUCAAGGUUUAUCGGGUGUUUUACAAUGUCUUCUACUGGCAAAUACUUAUCUAACAAAACAUGAACUACACAAUAUUGUCAAGCCAGCUCUCGACUACUUAUUGACACUGAGGUAUACAUCUGGGAAUUUACCAUCUUCUAUGUGUAAUGAUCCGGAUCAUUUAGUUCAGUGGUGUCAAGGUGCUCCAGGCGCCCUACAUACUUAUGCACUAGCUUAUAAUGUUUUUCUAGAUAGGAAGUACUAUGAUGCAGCAGUAGAAUUGAGUGAUGUUGUUUGGGAACGUGGUUUAUUGACUAAGGGAUAUGGACUGUGUCAUGGCGUUAGUGGAAAUUCUUAUGCUUUUCUAACACUCUUCCAAUUGACUGGAAAAGCUAAAUAUUUAUAUCGAACUGCAAGGUUUGUUGAUUGGUGCUUAACAACUGGUCGUCAAAGAAAAGUACCUGAUAACCUAUAUUCACUGUUUGAAGGUGUUGCUGGUGUUACUUAUGCUCUAAUAGAUAUGCAAUGUCCCGUAGCUGCCAAUAUGCCAGGAUUCUAAAUUUCAACUAUUGCAGAUCAUACAGUUAACUAGAUAAGUUAAGUUACUUAAGAGGCUUGGCAAUUUUGUUUGUAAUUACUGACUUGCUUGUGCACCAUACGCAAAAAUGUCCUGUAGCUACCUCGGAAUCAAAUCCAGGAUAGCGAGCGUCAGAACAUUAGUUCACAUCCACUCGGCCACGGUUGAUGUUUUUACUUUAACAAAUAAUUUUCCUAUUUUAAAAUUUUUAUCCUUUAUGUCUGAGUAAUGUUUUUACUCAUGCAAAUAUAUAUAUAUUUUUUUUUAUUGAUUAUGGUUUAUUGAUAUCCUCCUAAGAAUACUUAAAUUAAUUAACUCAAUGAUUUAUUAAUAAACAAUUAAAUUUUUACUAAGACUGGUAAUUUACUAUAGUCAAAUAGUUAAGAAUUAAAAUCUACCUACAACUUUUAACUCUUUAACUUCCUUUCUAAGUUAAAUUCAAAACAGAUUAUAAAAUUAGUUUAAAUAAUGUACCAGCAUUUUCAGCUUUGCCUUUCAAUAAUAUUAUGUAUAUUGUAUAAAUGUUAUGCCUUAAUGUGAUACAUAAAUUAUUGAGACUUGAAUAUGUAUAAUGGUAAUUUAUAAUUAUUUUUUUAACUGUACAUAAUUUUAUAAAUUACAUCUACUAUUAAUAACCCGACUGAAGUAUAUUAGAUAAUUAUAAUAAAUAAAAAAAAGCUUUUAUAAAUUUAUUUGUUCAAACCAUUAACUUAUAUUAUGACUAUUAGAUAAAUAAUAGUAAGUUAAUUUAACAAUUAGCUAUUCCUAUUAUUGUAAUGUAUUGAAUUAUAUAUUAAUACAUUGAACAAAAUGAUUAGUGCCAUAAUAUAAUUAAUAAAUUAUAUUGUUUUUUUUAGUUUAAUUAUAUGUAUAAUACUUAUCUAUAAUUUUUUUUUUACGUAUUGGUUUUAAUUGAAAAUUCCCAUAUUGUGAAUUAUACUUUAUUAUCAUUCAUUAGCUCUUUUUAUUAUUAAUAAUCUUUUAUCAAUAGUAAUAUUUUUUUAAAUGUCACCCUUUUUUUAAGUGAUUUAAUUUAAGCAGCUCAUUAAUAAUCAAUAUUACAAUAUUAUUUGUAUUUUAAAGUGGUCAGUUAUGGACCAAUUCUAAAGAAUAAUAAUUAAAUUUAAGCAAAAAAAAAAGUAAAUACGUAAGUUGAGUGAGUGUGUUUACUUAUUUAGAAUAAGUGAAAGUAUACUUAAUUUUGUUUUGCUUGUAUUUGGUCGUAUUGUUUUGAAUUUAGAUGUUUUUAAAAAAAUUAUCUUUUGUGUACAAACUAUAAUUUAAAUAAAGCAAAACAAAAAAUGAA
Messenger RNA from Aphis gossypii (cotton aphid), 3293 nucleotides. RefSeq names its product lanC-like protein 2. Bases 677 to 1969 code for a protein of 430 amino acids. The transcript has 10 exons. Gene Ontology annotation, biological process: carbohydrate metabolic process; peptide modification. Lineage: Eukaryota; Metazoa; Arthropoda; Insecta; Hemiptera; Aphididae. The record is from RefSeq and is a predicted model, not a curated record. Gene Ontology annotation, cellular component: plasma membrane.